CCAUCAUUCCUCCGCGUCCAUUCAUUUCAGCUUGUUUCUCUGCAGACCCUAGUUCAAAAGGAGUUGAUGGCGUCGCCGGCUACCGCAGCAGUCCACGGCAGCAAAGGUUUCUCAUGCUUGUAUUCUUCGCCUGCAAGAACCAAUGCGAAAACACUGUAUCCAUCUUCUUCCUCAGCCCUUGUAAUUCAAUCCAUGGCUACCCAGAAACCCUUACCAUCUUCUGCCAAAACAAUCGGCUCCAAAAAGGGCUCAACUGUGUUUCCCCUAGGAGAACCAGGACCUCGGAGCAGCCAAUUGGCUGGUGGUCCGCCAGUGAAGCUGCUGACAAGAGUAGAGCAACUGAAACUACUAACCAAAGCAGAGAAGGCUGGAUUGCUAUCAGCUGCUGAGAAAUUUGGGCUGUCUCUGUCAACAAUAGAGAAACUUGGUCUCCUCUCCAAGGCAGAAGAACUGGGAGUAUUAUCUGCAGCAACAGACCCUGGAACUCCAGCAGCACUACAGAGUCUGAGCUUGGGGUUACUGCUUCUGGGUCCUUCGUGUGUGUAUCUUGUGCCUGAGGACAAUGCUUGGGAGAUUGUCCUGCAGGUGGUGGUGGCUUUGGUUUGUGUAGCUGGUGGUUCUGCAGCGUUUGCUGCAUCGAGCUUUGUAUCCAACUUGCAGAAAUCAAAUUAAUUUGUUCAUAUAACCUGUUGUAAUUUUCAUCUUUGAUCUAUUGCAAGUGUGAUUUUGGCUCAAGCUGGAACUCGAAAUUAAGCUACAUAAACAAGCCAAGCUCUG
Messenger RNA from Rubroshorea leprosula, 777 nucleotides. Lineage: Eukaryota; Viridiplantae; Streptophyta; Magnoliopsida; Malvales; Dipterocarpaceae. The record is from the annotation of a GenBank genome assembly.